Aedes albopictus (Asian tiger mosquito) is the source of this 1779-nucleotide messenger RNA. RefSeq lists its product as uncharacterized. The transcript is spliced from 4 exons. The record is from RefSeq and is a predicted model, not a curated record. Gene Ontology annotation, cellular component: nucleus; cytoplasm. Bases 146 to 1720 code for a protein of 524 amino acids. Gene Ontology annotation, biological process: RNA methylation; siRNA processing; piRNA processing. Gene Ontology annotation, molecular function: RNA methyltransferase activity; O-methyltransferase activity. Lineage: Eukaryota; Metazoa; Arthropoda; Insecta; Diptera; Culicidae.
UUUUUGUUUACAUGUGCACUUUUUUGAAACCGCAGAUCGCAGUUCUAGAUCUGUUAUCGUGAUUUUAUUUCUAAAAUUCCCGUGAGUGUUCCAAUAUUUUUACAAUCCUGCUAGUGAUUUAGUGCUCUGUUGUGUGCCCUCCGAAAUGGAUCGGAUCCAGUUGACGUACAAUUUCGACAACAGCUGUUACUAUGACGAGGAGAAGAAAAUCCGCUUCGAACCACCGGUCUACGAGCAGCGGUACCUGAUAGUUCUGCGGCUGCUGGAGCUGGACUUUUGGCAGAGUUCGUUCAAGAAAGUCGUCGAAUUUGGCUGUGCCGAAAUGAAGUUUUUCACAUUGCUAAAAACAUUGCCUUCUGUUGAACAGAUACUGCAGGUAGACAUCGAUGAGGAGUUGCUCAACAAAUGGCAACACAGCGUAAGGCCGUUGUUCGUAGAUUUUAUCCAAAGACGACAGAAUCCGCUAUCCGUCGAAGUAUGGCGUGGAAGCAUAUCCAGCGCUCACGAAUGCCUGAAAGACACAGAUGUAGUGGUAGGAAUCGAAAUCAUAGAACAUCUGCACGCGGACGUCCUGGAGGGCGUUCCGGAGAACGUGUUCGGUUUCAUGCGGCCCAAGGUGGCCAUGUUCAGCACACCAAACGCCGAGUACAACGUUAUGUUCGACGGUCUGCUGGAGAACGGAUUCCGGCACGAUGACCACAAGUUCGAGUGGACGCGGGCCCAGUUCGCCGAAUGGUGUGACGACAUCCUCCGGCGGUAUCCCGACUACUUGGUGAAGUACUUCGGUAUAGGUCCUCCGCCGAAGGAUCACCCGGACGAUAUAGGGUUUGUUAGUCAGCUGGCUGUGUUCGUGAGGAAAGACUUCCUCGAUGAGCUGGAAGUGCUGAGCAUUGGGCAGGACAGUGAGCCGGUAGCCGGCGGAAGUAGUGCCGAGGGCGGCACAAACCCUCCGGAUCCGCCUCCAUCGGAACCGGCACAACCUGAGUCCAAAAUCUAUUUCGACGAGGAAGCUAGAGAGAUUGUCGUAGCCAGAGAUGAAGACGAAGCUGAACAGGCGGAAGUGCAAAAUGUGUUACCUGAGGUAGGGGUCUUCCGUGAUGACCUGGAAGAUCUAGAAUCUCCAGAAGCAUUUGAAGAUUUCGAAGGAAGUGACCACGAUGAGCCCAAUGCAAGGAUGAUAGACUAUUACAUUCCGGUUGAGCGAUCGCGUAACGAUAGCGGUAAUUACGACGAUGAACCAUUGGAUCCCAGCAGUCAUGAUUAUAAACUGCUUUACAACGUGGACUAUCCGGUUCAGGAUCCGGAUAAUAGAAGUCGUUCGGAAAAGUUGUUGGAUGAAGCAGAGUACCAAAUUCGGCGGUUGAAAUUCCUCGAGGAAGAAUACUACAACUACGAGCAGAAUCAAUAUCAAAUACCGUUACAAUUGGUAGCCGAUUGCAUGGUGCAGUUGACUCCGACUCUGGAAGAGUUGAGGCCGAUUCUGACGAAUGCAUCUUACCGUAUAUCGGACCAGAAUAUGGUGCUCGUAACGGGCGAGGACGAAUCGGUGGGGAGUGACGAUGACUUCGAGUAUGAUUUGCGGGACGAUGAUGAUAAUGGUCCGGCGUUUGGUGAUGGCGAGGAUCGAUGGCCAAAUGAAGAAGAACAGGCAGCGGCUGCCAAGAGCGAAGACUCAGCGCAAGGUACUUCGUUUCAGGAAGACGAAGAACUAUGGGAUUGAUGAAUGAAUGAGGUUGCUGUUCAUUGUGUAACUGCGUCAAUAAAAAUCAUGCUAAUGCA